CACUUCACCUACUUUGUCUCGCGUGAGAUUGAAAAACAAAGUUUAAAUAUAAGCUGGAUAACGACAACUCGCGCUGAAACUGAGCUAACGGCGGCGUGUUAUAGGUUAGAAGGUCUCAGAAUCGGGCGGGUGGGUGGUUGGAAGGUGUUAGUUUCGAAGGGGGGUAUGUUUACGGGGGUUAUGGAAGGAUAGGGUCCCCCACCCCUCCCACCUCACCAUCAGCUAGAAGUGAUCGUUUUCUUCUCCAUCAGUGCAAAGUAGUAAAAGUUUUGUGGAAACCAUCAGAGUGCCAGUCUGGUUGCCUCACGCCACUCUCAACGUUAACACUCAGUUUGCUGCUGCUGCUGCUCACACUCAACUCUGUCAUGAUGGAAGAAGAUGAAGAAAAGAUGCAAGUUAUCAGGAAAGCAUUCCAAAUGUUUGACACAACCAAAUGCGGCUACAUUGAGACAACAAAAAUCAGUAUAAUGUUGAACACCAUGGGACAGAUAUUCGAUGAAGAAGAAUUGAACGCUUUGAUCAGAGAAAAUGAUCCAGACAAAUCCGGUAGACUGAACUUUGAUGGAUUUUGCCGCAUUGCAACACAUUUCCUAGAAGAAGAUGAUGCUGAAGCUAUGCAAGAAGAAUUGAAAGAAGCCUUCAGAUUGUAUGACAAAGAAGGUAACGGUUACAUCACAACGGGAACGCUGAGGGAAAUCUUGGCCGCUCUGGAUGAUAAACUGAAUAAUGAUGAUUUAGAUGGUAUCAUUGCUGAGAUCGACACUGACGGAUCAGGCACAGUCGACUUUGAUGAAUUCAUGGAGAUGAUGACAGGAGAAUAAAUGACCUGAAACGCUAUGGAGGCAAUGCCAUAUCUAUCCCUUCCAAAAAAUCCUUCAUUAAUGCAAGAUAUAAUCUUCUUCUAUCUGAUCGAGUCUGAGGCUGGAAAACUUGUGAUUCUAGUCAUAAAAAGGUAUUUGAAUAUAAUUGGGGAAUAAGUGUACACACACUAAUGAAAUCCAGUACAUUGACAAGAUUAAAGUUUUGUCUAUGUGAAAAGUUAAUAGUUUUUUUUAAAACGUUUUUAUGUGACUGAUGCAAAUUUCAAAAUAAGUGAAAACUUCAACUGUUUAAUAUUGUAACAUUUUGAAUAAAACUGGAAAACUUUGA
Molecule: messenger RNA, 1149 nt
Organism: Nilaparvata lugens (brown planthopper)
Lineage: Eukaryota; Metazoa; Arthropoda; Insecta; Hemiptera; Delphacidae
Gene: TpnC25D
Product: troponin C
Exons: 6
Coding region: 366-821 (151 amino acids)
Molecular function (GO): enzyme regulator activity; calcium ion binding
Source: RefSeq, a predicted model, not a curated record